Punctularia strigosozonata HHB-11173 SS5 is the source of this 3003-nucleotide messenger RNA. RefSeq lists its product as uncharacterized. Gene Ontology annotation, molecular function: damaged DNA binding; protein binding. Gene Ontology annotation, cellular component: Mre11 complex. The record is from RefSeq and is a predicted model, not a curated record. The transcript has 15 exons. Bases 1 to 3003 code for a protein of 1000 amino acids. NCBI's taxonomy places the organism in Eukaryota, Fungi, Basidiomycota, Agaricomycetes, Corticiales, Punctulariaceae. Gene Ontology annotation, biological process: mitotic G2 DNA damage checkpoint signaling; double-strand break repair via homologous recombination.
AUGUGGGUCAUCAGUGGACCGUUCGAUGAUGUCGAAGGUGAAGGCGAGAAGCACAAGUUGCUUAAACCGGGGAGGGAAUACACGCUCGGCCGGAAAGAUCAGGACUUGAUAGUUGCCAACAAGAAGGUGUCUUCGCGUCACUGCAGCUUCGCUGUUGGACCUAUGAGCAUACCAGACGUGAUGAAGCCCGAGUUUGUGCCGAGUCUGAUGAUGACGAACGACCGGGCGAAGAUCGUUACGGUCGAUCGUGCUGAUACUAUCACCGGGAAAAUCGAGGCAGUUGUGGUCAACGGGAACACCGAUAUUUCUCUUCAACACGGGGAUGUGGUGAGAAUUGUGCAAGGCAUACGAUUAACCGUGAAGUGGCACGAACUAACAUGUUACUCCGCAUCUUAUUCGCGUCCUCAAGAGCCCAAAUUUCUGGAAAAAUGCGCAAAAAUUGGCGUACAUCUAACCACAUCUCCCAUGCCUUCGACGACCCAUUUCGUUACUGCCAAGCUAUCCCCCUCCUUACUCACCGCAACCGCACUCCUCACAUUAACGAAGUUUGUCAAACCCGAGUGGCUUGCAGAGGUCGUCGCGCUCGGAAAGAUGGAGGAGGGACAGACUCGAUCCUCCUUGGAGAAGCAAUUCACACUUCCGGACGAGAAACUUCCCAAAUAUCGACCUUCCCUCCCGUCGGUUGACUCUCUGCCGGUCUGCCUCCAAGACAGCGUUUCCGCGAACAAGAUCAGGCAAUGGUCUACCUGGGAUCCUGACCACGAUCGAAACUUCGAUCGCUUUCAAGACUUCUUCUCGGAUAUCCGUUUCGUCAUCGUCACGCAUGAGCAAGAGGUCAAAGAAAAUGUGAGGGAUCUGAUCCUCCGCGGAAAGGGCCAUUACGAAGGCUUCGCACUGGAAUGGGGUCGGACGAGGUUUCAUCGCGUAUUGGUCAAGCACUCCUCCACGGAGAAGAAGUUAGUGCUCAUCCGGCACGAUGUGGACGAGGAUGAUCCCGGCCUCGUUGACCUCGCGGAAGAAGCCAAAAGCUUCGACUUGCGCUUCCUCACGCUGGACCAUGUAUUCAGAGCCAUCUUACUCGUUGAUGCGAAUCAGCUGCAUUCUGACCUAUCGGACGAAGGACAGGAGGCGGCGAUGCCCACAUCCUCUCCCAUCCCUUCCAUCAUUCCUCCGACGCAUCCGACCCAGCAGAAAUCGCGAUCCACGAGUCCGGUCGACGCACAGGCUCACGAUGACGUCGCACAAUCGCAACAUGCCGAAUCUUCGCAUGCCCCUGCGGGUCCUGUUGCCCGACGGCCAUUGAAACGCCGAGCUCCUUCGCGAGAGGCCUCUGAAGCCCCUCCCGCGGUCACUGCGACAGCCAGUUCAGCUACCGUACCAGACGCAGCCUGGGGCGGUUCUGACGCGGAAGUCGAGGUCAGACCUAAACGAACAUUGGUUAGGCGAGCGAAAGCUGCCAAGCCCAUGAUCGUUGGCGUUGAUGAUCCUUCCCAUAUCAUUGACGAAGAUAUGUCUCAGCCUACUGCCCGGAAUACGGAGAAGGUCGAGCCUCCAACGCCAGCUCGAUCAGGACGUUUGAAGCGUCGGGUGGGGACCUCGGCUGCGGCUCUCCUUGUCAACUCGGACGACAUCCCGACUGUCAGCAUGGAACCGGAGGAGGAGCCGCCUCUGAAGCGGUUCAAAGCCCUUUUCGAAGAGAGCGCGCGACCGGACGCGGUCGACGAAGAUCCGGACGCGAUGUUUGCCAGUAUCGCUCAGCAGACGCAGAGCUACACCCAGCCCGAGUCGAGGAUGACAGACUAUGGCACCCGAUCUGGCGCGGUCUCUAGUCUCGCUGCAGUGCCGGAAGAAGAGGAGGAGAGCCAGAUGACGGACAGAUUCUCUGUGCCAAGGGCAGGCAAGAGGAAGGCGCCGGAACAGAAUGGCGAAGACGUUGAUAUGGACGGCCCACCUGCCAAGAGACGGACCGUGGACCAGCCUCAACCGCCUGCCUUUCAACAUGCAAGUGCAGUCGUCAAUCCUACUUCCAAGCCGCCGUCGUCUCGAAAACCAUUGUCUACUUUCUCGUCGAGGUCGGCAGCGGAUGUCCCUGCAGCAGGGACCUCGAAACCAUCCUCAAAGACCGCAGCAGCGACAAGUAAGCCCGACCAGGAUCCCGCGUUCCUCAAAGCCCUGGCGACCAAGAAAAAGGGCAAGAAGAACGAAGACCAAUUUGACCGCGAAUUUAACAACUUGCGGAUAGCUGUGCCCGAUGCCGCAGAGGAAGAACGUGAGGAGGAUUGGAACGUUCUCGCCGAUUUCGGCGAUGACUCGGGCAUGCGGGGUAAUUUCAUGGUCGUCGUCGAGAUGGAGCCCUUCCGGCCCCAAGCGUCAUCCGCCACAAGGCGCGUCGGAACGAGACCAGAAUGGGAAGGUCGACCAGACUUCAAGAAGUUCAAGAAGAAAACGAAAGCCGGCAGGCAGCAGCCUGUCCCCCUGUUCGUCGAUGAUGACUCCUAUGAUGCUGUCUGGGGUCGAAAUACCCAAUCGUCACAAUCACAACGGUUAACCCAGCCGCGACGUGAACCAGCAUCGCAGCGGCCGUUGCGUCAACCCGAACAAUCAUUCGACGAAGCACCAGCACUGACCCCGGUCGUCGAGUCCGAGGACGAGGGACACAUACCGCCCAAACCCUCCUCGCGGGCGAAGAGCGCUGGCUCUGCUCCGCCGAGACGAACCGCGAACCGUCGGCCAUCCCCAACGCCACAACCGCUCUUCCUCGAUUCAGACGGAGAGGCUGAUCCCACAACAGGCCGUCGUGGCGACGAUGCCGUUGACGAGGAGCCGGCCCACCAUGGUACCGGAGAGACACUGACCCUGCGAUCGAGCGGUAAAGCUGCGACACAAACUCGAGCCUCGACGAGGCGAUCCGCGGCGAAAAAGGCACCCACGGUGACCAUCUUGGAUGACGAUUCCGACGACGGAUCAACGUUCAAAGGGUUUGGAAAGCGCAAACGGAGAUGA